Molecule: messenger RNA, 591 nt
Organism: Ilex paraguariensis (yerba mate)
Lineage: Eukaryota; Viridiplantae; Streptophyta; Magnoliopsida; Aquifoliales; Aquifoliaceae
Source: the annotation of a GenBank genome assembly
AUGGAGAAAUUAACCACCAAAAAAGCACAGGCUUCCUUGGGCACCCUGGGAAUUCUCUGGGCAGCCCUCAGAACCAGUGCUAGAAAUGGGAAGCUUUUGGUCUCAAUCAUGGUCUAUGUUUCCAUUUCUUUCUCUGUAUUGGCAUUUUUUGGCCAUCUUGCAUUGACACCCAUAGUUACAGAUUUAUCUUCUAAGUUGGCAAUUCUGGAGACGAACCGUAGUAUCGAUGACGCUAAUAAAACCUUAAAAAGAGGAAUUAUUGAACAUGCCCACCUUUUCCUGUUGUUGGAAUCACUCAUAUUGGUCUUCUCUUGUACCAUUUUAGUGAUUUCCUCGGUUGCUACAAUUUCCUCAUCUUAUGAAGCCUACACUGCAAAAGUUCUAACACUUGAAGACAUAUGGGAAAGAGAUAAAGUAGAUUGGAUGAGGCUGGCCAUCAGGGUCACCAGGAUUUGGGCACUUUGCCUGGCGAAAAUCUCCAUGUUUGUGGUGUUCACAGUCUUCUACCAUGAAUGCAGAAAGAGCCAUGAGAAGGUAGGGGAUGAAGGAGAACAAGGUCUCUAUGUUGCCAUUCAUUCAGGUGAAGCUUAG